This is a messenger RNA of Fonsecaea multimorphosa CBS 102226, 1419 nucleotides long. RefSeq lists its product as uncharacterized. NCBI's taxonomy places the organism in Eukaryota, Fungi, Ascomycota, Eurotiomycetes, Chaetothyriales, Herpotrichiellaceae. Gene Ontology annotation, biological process: carbohydrate transport; transmembrane transport. The record is from RefSeq and is a predicted model, not a curated record. Gene Ontology annotation, molecular function: carbohydrate:proton symporter activity. Gene Ontology annotation, cellular component: membrane. Bases 1 to 1419 code for a protein of 472 amino acids. The transcript is spliced from 6 exons.
AUGCUGCAAAGGACUGCCACGGGUACCUGGCUCCCUGCCUGGGUGCCCCAAUCGACGGUAACGCUCUCAAUCUUCUUGAUAUUCUGCUCUAUGGUGCAGUCGGCGACUGGUGGCUAUGACGGGUCCAUGCUCAAUGGUCUCAACAUCUUACCUUCGUACACGGAUUAUUUCAAUCUCAAUGCUGCCACCACCGGCCUCAACACUGCUUCCGUCUUUAUUGGCGGCUUUUUCGGGCCUCUGGUAUCUGGAAUCAUUGCAGAUCGCCUCGGCAGACGUCCAGCUGUGCUCUGGGGUUCGGUAUUGACUUUAGUUGGUGUCUUGCUUCAGACUGCCGCACAGAAUAUUGCAAUGUUCGUGGUCGCUCGCAUUGUUCUGGGAUUUGGCUCGGCCAUUUCUGGCAUCGCUGGUAGUGUCUACUUGGCAGAAACCUAUCCAAGCAAGUAUCGCGCAUGGGGCGUCGGCCUUUUGAAUGAUUUUUACUAUCCCGAAUCUCCACGCUGGCUGAUACAUCAAGGCUUGUAUGAUGAAGGACGUAUAGCUGUUGCUCAGACGAACGCCAAUGGAGAUCUGAGUGACCCCGUUGUACUCGCAGUAUACAAGGAGAUUGUCGACACUCUUACCUGGGAGAAGGAGAAUUUGAUGACAUUCAAAGAAACUAUCAAAAACCCCAUUUCGCGAAAACGUCUCCUUAUCGGUAUGUCACCAGGGCCUUUCUCUUGCAUCGCAGGCAAUAUCAUUGCCUCGUACUACCUUGGCCCCGAACUGGAUACCGCGGGUAUCACAAACUCGAAUGAUCAACUCAAAGCGAACGUCGUGCUCAACGUAUGGUGUCUUGCAUGCGCUCUCGGCGGUACACACCUGGCUGCACGAUGGGGUCGCAAACCUACCGCAAUACUUUCACAGUGUCUACUCAUCAUAUGUCUAUUCAUUAUUGGAGGGCUGUCGAAGAUGUACGCCGACAACCCUAAUGGAGCAUCAAAAAGUCUCGUCUAUGGCGACGUGGCCGUCAUGUUCUUAUUUCAAGGCUUCUACUCCAUUGCAUGGACACCGUUGCUCUACCUGUAUCCACCUGAGAUUAUGAACUAUGCAAUUCGGGCAAACGGCCUUGCAUUCUCCUCAUUCAUGCUGAAUGCUCUCGCCGUUCUCCUUGUAUUCAUUAUGCCAAUUGGUUUGAAUAAUAUUGGGUGGAAGAUGUACAUAAUCAACGGGUCAUGGGAUAUCAUAGUGGUGGUACUAAUUGUGGUCUUUUGGGUUGAAACGAAGGGUCGAACUCUCGAAGAAAUCGACGCUCUCUUUGAAGGACAGAAGCACUCCGAUGUACCUGAUGUCGAGCUGGUUCGUACAGGUAAAGCAUACAUCGAUGUCGACAAAGUGCAGCGCGAUAUCAGCACUGUCGUGGAAACCACCAAACUAGAUUAG